Molecule: messenger RNA, 1940 nt
Organism: Saccoglossus kowalevskii
Lineage: Eukaryota; Metazoa; Hemichordata; Enteropneusta; Harrimaniidae
Biological process (GO): negative regulation of protein kinase activity; negative regulation of TOR signaling; neurotrophin TRK receptor signaling pathway
Cellular component (GO): cytoplasm
Source: RefSeq, a predicted model, not a curated record
UAGACAUCCAGGCUUCUCUACAAGAGACUUGGCACCAGGUUCAUACAUUGCCAGUCAUCAUGGUUAGACUAACUUGCAAUUGUUUGAAUGUCAGUGUCCAUGUUAAAGAAAGUGAACUUAAGCCAUUGGAUAGAUCAUCUUUAGGACUCUCUGGAGAACACCUUAAAGAUGAAUUCUUCAGUAAAGAUGUUGCACUAGUAGUACUAGAUCUUGGUGGAAUCACAAAGGAACAAAGCUGUUUAGUUGAAGAAUAUCAAGUAGCAGACUGGAUCAUCCAUCAAUGUCUCAAUUGUAAAUUAUCAUCCUAUGCUUUACAUGCUACAAAAGGCAUGGACAGAGUUUUAGUGUCUACAUCAAUGAUGAGCAAUGCUGAGGAGAUAGCUAAACUUCAAAAAUCGGAUAGAUAUUCCGACCUAUAUAGGUUGGUCAGUUUCUAUAAUGACGAAGAUAAGUCAGGUGCAAUGGGUCAUCCAGUAACGAGUAACCAUGACAAAGUGAAAAUGACUGUUAACAGUUUACAGCAACAGAUGACUACAUAUUUAGCCAAAGAGAAAGCAGCUAUGGAAGAGAGAAUACGACAAUACACGGAGCAGCAGAAACAAAUGUAUAUGAAUUUUCAAAAGAAAGCGUACAGGGAAAAAAAUGCACUGAUCGGAAUGGUAUUUGAGAGAGAGGAAUGGAAGUUAAAAGAAUCCUUAUCAGAAGCCAUGAUAGAAUCCUCAAUAUCUUCACCUUCUAGAGCCAUUCUAGGUUCUUCACCCAUAGUGCAAUCCCCUCCCACUAAAAGACCAGAAUAUGGUGAACUAAGCAUAAUGCCAGUUAUGACAAGAGCUACGCCACCAGACAGUCAGUUGGAGUCUGACAGCGAUAGUCAGAAGAGUCCUACUACGCUAUCAAGACAAGCUAGAAGUAUGGAUGUGGAUACUCUGUUUGAUUUGGAUGGAUUCUCACAAGACUGUGAACCGUUCUUUGAAUCUGACGAUGAUGAAACAGAUGAUAACUCAUUGAAUGAAGAGUCAUUGGUAAGUCAUCAUCAUCACUAUCAACACCACCAUCGUCAUAUAUCUCAGAGACCGCGGCCCGUAUCUCAGCAGUAUGCACAGUCUGUACCUAUCAGUAUGCCGAUGUGGAACAGAGAGAAUAGUAGAUCAUUCGACGAGGAUGAUGAGAGGGUGCCUGCACCAGAACCAGAUAAAAUGGUCGCCAAUAUGAAAGCGUUGGCCCAAAGUGUCCAUGAUGGAACUGAAAUGUUUGGAGAUUUACCAAGGCCAAGACUCAACACGGGUGAUUUCAAGAAAAUCAGGCGCUGAUAGAAUCACAGGGAAAUGAUCUUUACCGAAUAUCAUUAAGAAAUUAAUUUGAAAAAGUGCCAACGAAAACAUUGCAGUAAGCAAUCAGUGAUUUAAGAUAUCGCCAGGAUCCAAAUGAAGGUCAGCAAAAAAAGUGUUUAUUGAAAUGUUAUGUUGAACCGAAUGAUGUUAUAUUUGUACCAGUUGAUCAUAGUCUGCUCAUUUAGCAGAUAGUUGUGAAAUUAGGCAGUCGACGGAGCAAACUGUGGAUGAAGAGAUGCAUCAUUAUUGAUUUCCUCUUUGAGUUAUGUAGUAUAUGUUUUUGGAUUGAACAGACCAUCGUCACAAAAAUUGACUGUAGUUUUGAUUAUUUUGUAGUUUUCUAGAAUCAUGUUAAUAUGUUACGAUUGUCAUUUGUCUGAUUCCUAGCAGCUGUUUACCAAACAUGAGUUAAUUUUACAACUUUUCGUUUUCACGGAUUCCCAAAUAUCAGUUUUUUAUUGGGAAUUAAGAAUAUUAUAUUUUUAAGUGGAAGUUUGCAAUAAUUCUUUCAUGUUAUAAAAAACGUGAAGGUAGUAGAAAAAAAAAUUAAUGAAAUCUAGCAGAUCCUGCCUAGUAUUUGCAUUGUAUUUCAAUAAGGAUAUUUCUAGU